CCGGACAAUACAUGUAAUAACACUUGGAAAUGCCUUCAGAGGGUAGAUGGUGAAGUGCGAAGUGAUGAACUGCACGCUGCAAAAAGGACAGAAUUCUUUAUUUUCCGGUGCAAAGAUUGACGGUGAGUAAUGCAAUUAACUGUUAAUUGAAAGCAGGGAUAAAUUCAUUAAGAAAUUGAACUGAAUAAAACUUUUUAAAAAACCCUGAUGAUGAGGAAAUAAAGUAGUUGACGGGGGGGAAAAGCUGUUGAGUAAGACACAUACAAUGUUCUUAGAUUUAAAAAUCGCUUAUCAAAAUAUCUCCGGUUGGCUUGUAUGUCUUGCACGCCAAAGUUUCUACAUAGGAAAGUUGUUACCGAAGUUUCUUAUGUUAGCUGACAAAAGUGGUGGGGGUAAUAGUACAAAGGGUUUCCUGGUAUUUAGAGAAAUUGAAGUUUCAGUGGUAAUCAAAUUGAGAUGCACUUGUAAAGAAUAAGUCAAAUAAGUUCAGACUGGUGCAGCAGUUUACUGGUUCUCAUUUUCAUUCUUGAGGUUGAUGUAUCUAGCAGCAAUUAAAUGAUAGGUGUACUCUUGAAUUCACAGUAAUAUUUUAUAAAACCAAAAUGUAUCCAGAUACGACUCAUAACAGUUUUUCGGUGAACUUUUUUUUUUUACUUUGACGGGUUAAAAAUUAAGCCAUCUACUGAAUUUGUACUUGAUCAUUAUCGCUAACGUAAAAGAAGCAGCAACAGACUUUUAUUUUGAAGGAAGUGAACAAGAAUUGACCGGAAAUUGACAUGCAUGCGGAAGCGCAGUAUUACAGAUCACCACUCUCCCAGUGCCAAAUGAAAGUUGGGCAGAACCAGUGAUUUUUGUUUCAUUGUUAUGUUUAAUAAUAUUUUUGUACUGUGGCAGCCGGAUAAUUCUUUCACGUACUUCUAAAACACCUGGAGAUAUUUAUAUAAUUCUUAUUAAAGCGUGUUUAAUUUUGUUUUACUUGUGUUGAGAACUGACCUCGCACACCUGAGUUACGUCCUGACAGGUGUGAUGUUGACAGCAGCGUGUUGUACCGACAGGUAAAGAGACAGAAUGUCCUGAUGGAGACCCUCCGAUCACGCCUGAAAUUUGGGAAUAAGGUGGAAGAUGUGAAACUGAGAAAACGUCAAUCUCACCUGUACUCAAGAGAAACUGAUUCACCUCUUAAUAACGGUGAGGCCCUUAAACGUGAUAAUCUAUUAACAAGAAACAUUAUAUUAAAGUCAAACUUAACAAACAUUUAUCUGCUCUGAGAGUAAGAUUAUAUGUCUUUAUUAAACUUAUUUCUCUUCAUCUUACAGGUGUGCUGAGAGUCAGAGUUGUUGGUUUCUGUUUGCUGUUCAGACUCAUCAACUGCUUCCUGGUUCAGACAAGUUUUGUCCCUGAUGAGUACUGGCAGUCUGUGGAGGUGUCACAUCGUAUGGUCUUCAAAUAUCCUUUUGAUCCAUGAUUCCUCAGGACUUAAGUGGAUACCAUUUGCAAAUACUAUUUUUGUAAAUAUAUGUUUGUUUGUUUUUUAAAUUGGAGUUCAGUUUUGUAUUUGAUAUUGAGAUCAUUUUGAUCUUUUUCUCAUGUUAUCAAGUGUUGACUUAACAGAGUGACUUAUGGGUUUCUGACCUGGGAAUGGAAAGAAGGCAUAAGAGGAUUUUCUUAUCCUCUCCUCUUUGCAGCUAUAUUCAAGAUAUUAAACCUCAUCAACUAUGACUCUGUUCUUCUCCUAGUAAGAGCACUUUUUUCAAUUUAACACAUUCUCACAUCAGCAUAGUAUUACAUAAUAAAUUAUUUAGUCAUUCUAAUAACCCUUGUCUGUUUGAUUUUGUAGAUAUGGCUGCCAAGAAUAUUUCAAGCGCUGCUGGCUGCGUUUGCCGAUGUAAAAUUCUUCUUCCUCGUUCAAACGUUGCAGAGCCCAGAUGUCGCAAAAUGGACGGUAAAAUAAGUGUGAUUGACUGCUUCUGCAAAUUACACUUUUUUCAGCUCUGUAUUUGCAAAAUGAUAACCGUUAUACAAAAAAUGACAUGUAAGGACCCUUAUGAAGUUCUCUUUGUGUAACAGCUCUGACUUAACUUAUUCUCCUUUCCCAUAGUUUUUCUGCCAUCUGUGCUCGUGGUUCUCAUGGUUCUGCUGCACCAGGACACUGACCAACAGUAUGGAGACCACCCUCACCUGCCUGGCUCUGUUUUAUUUCCCUCUACCUGGAUCAAAAACACACAGCAGGUCUCACCUCGUUGUAUCUUUUGGCUUACUCCCUUUUUUAAUUAAUUUCUAAUAUUUAGAAAAAUGCAGAUGAUUUUCACAGAUGUUUGUUGAUGUUUUUUCAGCAAAAAGUAUUUGAGCAUAGUCGCCUUGGCUGUCAUUUUCCGGCCAACCGCUCUGAUUGUUUGGUUUCCUCUGCUGAUGUACCAUUUCUGCCGGGAGGAGAACAAGCUGAGGCUCAUCACUCAUAACUACAUUCCGAUAGGGUUUGUCAUUUUGAUUUGAGUUGACUGUUUUCUGUUUUCAUCCUCAUGUCUUUGCUGAUACCCCUCCUCUCAUUUGUAGAGCUGUGGCUGUUGUGAUUUCAACAGUGAUCGACAGUAUUUUUUAUGAAGAGGUAACAUUUUACACCAGUGUGGUUUCUAUAUUCCUCCAGCUGUUGUUCAUAAAGUCAGGUGUUCAGAGAGCUGCUUUCUGUCUGUUCUUCAGCUGACCUUGGUGCAGUUCAAUUUCCUGAAGUUCAACGUUUUCAGAGGUGUGGCUGAUUUUUACGGCUCUCACCCCUGGCACUGGUACCUCACUCAGGGGUUCCCUGUAGUGAUCGGCCCUCAUCUUCCUCUUUUUCUACAUGGGUGUGGCCUCGCCUUCAAAAAGUACAAGAUUCUCCUGGCUUCAGUUGUGUGGACCAUCAUGGUUUACAGGUAAAACUUCUUUGUUUUAGGCUAACAAGUCAGCUAAAAAUCACUUCAUCAAAACAUUUUUAGAGCUACACUUUUUGAUAACUUUAAAAAAGUGCUGUGACGUGUUUAACCUUUUUCACUGUUGUUGCUUCAUCUCUGCUAUAUAAACUUAAUAGAAUGGCACUUAGAGGAGUUUUAUAAAUAUUGCUUUUAGUCAGUCAUGAUAUUUUUAAGCUCUUAAGACAAAGUAAAACUCUUUGAUCUCUCUCCUCUAGUUUGCUUCCUCACAAAGAGUUCAGAUUCAUCUACCCGGUGCUCCCAUUCUGCAUGCUCUUCUGUGGUGAGUUUUUAUAUCUGAUAUCAACAAUUUUAUCUGUGAUAAAGACCUUCCUCAUGCAUGUUUAAAUAUUGAAAUACUUUGGUUCUGCAGGGGUCUCCCUGUCUUACCUGAAAGCAUGGAGACCAGCUGCUGUGUUUGUCUUAUUGGUGAGUAACCUGUCCGCCGCUCUCUACACCGGCCUGGUCCAUCAGCGAGGAACUCUUGAUGUCAUGAGUCACAUUCAGGUGCUCUGUGACGCUGGCAGCUCCCCCAGUCCUCCAGAUGUCCUCUUCCUCAUGCCCUGCCACUCAACGCCUUUUUACAGGUACGGUUCACACCUGAGGAAGACAGAAGACAAAAAGAGCUGUGUAUUUUGUCAACCAAAUCUGGAUACAUUUUAGGUCUUCAGAAUGAUAAAUUAAUGAAUGGUAGCUUUGGUUCCCUAAUUUUUGUGCCAGUUCUCUGAUAUUAAAGGUUCAGGUUUGAGGAAAGAAUUAGUUAAACUAUUGUGAUAGUAAUUGUUAGCACUAUCAUCUUUUAUUAUAAAGAAUAAAGAUUUAUCAUGAAAUAAUGUGACCAAACAUGAGUAAGAAAGCAUCUUAAUCCAUUUGUUCGUCUGAACGAAUCACCUGGUAGAAUCACCUCAGGUCCAUUCGGUGGCUGUUUUGAAAGCUCUUGAUCACUUCAUAUGUAACAUGGCACUGGUGAUAACGUUCGCUCCAGGGUAGAUGUUGAAAGGACCAAGAGGCUACAAUGUUUUUCAGAUGUACAUUUUUGAACUAUGUAACUUUCUGCCUUGUGUUGUGCUGGUUCUCUGGUUCUCUGUAGCCAUGUCCACUGCCCCAUAAACAUGAGGUUCCUCGAGUGUCCUCCAGAUCUAGGAGAAGAGGGUUAUAUCGAUGAAGCUGACAGUUUCUAUGACGACCCUCUUCACUGGCUCAGAACGUCAUUUCCAUAUAAAUCUUCUCUACCAACACACCUGGUUUUGUUUAAUGUUUUAGAGGCGGUAAGUCUUGCACUGAUCAUAUUCCAUCAUAAAUGAAACUCAGUAGCUUUAUAAUCUAAUUUUCUGUUAUUGCAGGAGAUCGCUGUGUUUUUGAACGGGAACAACUACACAAGAACAGCAGAGAUAUUUCACACCCAUUUUUCUGAGGGAAGAGUUGGAGGAAGCGUCUUUAUUUAUGAAAGGCACUGAAAACCAUUGGAACAAAAUCU
Xyrichtys novacula (pearly razorfish) is the source of this 4422-nucleotide messenger RNA. The record is from the annotation of a GenBank genome assembly. NCBI's taxonomy places the organism in Eukaryota, Metazoa, Chordata, Actinopteri, Labriformes, Labridae.